This is a messenger RNA of Hibiscus syriacus, 626 nucleotides long. RefSeq lists its product as uncharacterized. Lineage: Eukaryota; Viridiplantae; Streptophyta; Magnoliopsida; Malvales; Malvaceae. The coding region runs from base 1 to 609 and encodes 202 amino acids. The record is from RefSeq and is a predicted model, not a curated record. The transcript has 2 exons.
AUGUCUGCCAUUACAGCGGUUGCUAAAGCUUUGUUCAACACAUUUUUUCAGAGUUGGAGCAAUCCUUCGUCUCCUUCCAUUUCUCUUUUGCUUUACUCUCAUUGUUGUGUUAUAUUUUUACUUGUUUUUUAUCACCGUUUUGAUGGAUAUUUCCACGUUUUGCUGAAGAUUAUUGCUUCAUCGUGUGUAAACCAUAUUAGAACCCUAAAAAAGAAGUUGAUCGAUUUUGAUGUCACGAGUUUAUUUUCAGGGAUUUGUAGUGCUAUCGCUUUUAAGUCCAUUAGAUUGGGCAGCAAUGCGAAGGAUAAGAAAGUGUGUACCGUUGAGUUGGAUCCCGGUGAAGUUCCAUCGCUUUACGAAUCCGAAGAAGAAGAAGAAGAACGACGGCGUCAACAACAACGACAAAAGCAAUUGGGAAAGGAAGAUAGAAUUAAAGAAGAAUGUUCUUCGAGACAAAGAUCGAACAUCCAAUGUAAGGACACAUUCGAAAUUCUAAUUCAAAAGUUAAGCGAAUGCGAAGAAGAUAUUGGAUCGUUCGAUGAAACGUUGGCCUUUUGGAGACGGAAAGAGAUGGAAGAGAUCAUAUCUAGAAGAAAGCUCAAGUACUAGGCAAAAUAAAUUGCAAU